AUGGCCUUGUCAAUGAGCGGGGACGAUGAGGAAUACGAGUCAGAGUCUGAACAGCGGGCAGCCAACCGGCCAAAACCCAAGAUGGGGACGUCGUCGGCCGUUAAGCUGCCGUCCAACCGCAGCUCGUCUGGAGCCAGGCGGCGUCGGACGCGCUGUCGAAAGUGCGAGGCAUGCCUCCGGACUGAAUGCGGAGGAUGCCACUUCUGUAAGGACAUGAAAAAGUUUGGUGGGCCGGGGCGCAUGAAGCAGUCCUGCAUUAUGCGCCAGUGCAUCGCGCCUGUCCUGCCCCACACAGCAGUGUGUGUGGUGUGUAAGGAGGCAGGCAAGGAGGACACCUUGGAAGACGAGGAGGACAAGUUCAACUUCAUGCUAAUGGAGUGCUCCAUCUGCAAUGAGAUCGUCCACCCGAACUGUCUCAAGGUGAGCGACGCCUCCGGAGUGGUGAACGACGAGCUCCCCAACUGCUGGGAAUGCCCCAGGUGCAACCACGCUGGAAAGAGUGGGAAACAAAAAAGGGGGCCCGGAUUCAAGUACGCCUCCAACCUCCCUGGCUCUCUGCUGAGGGAGCAGAAGCCUGUGAAGGAGGAGGGGGAGGUGCCAUCUGCAGCCAAAAGGAGGCCAGAGGAGACGCCCAGGUACAGACCGGAGGAGGCUCUCCACCGCCAGCCGCCGCUGCUCUCCCCCAGCAGCCUGCCCCGGCCCCGGCCCGAGGACAAGCUGAGGAAGAAGAGGAAGCUGUUUGACGAUGACGAGGACGAGGAUCUCGGUUUGAGGAAGAAGGAAAAGGCGGACGAGCCGUACUUUUCCAAACUUCUGCACCAAAUCAAGACGGAAGAGGAGGACGAUGAUGCGUAUGAGGAAGACUAUGACGAAGGGAGGGAAAUGAACUUCAGAAAUAUUGUGGAUCGGAAAGGUCGGUUUGGAGACGCCGAGGAGGAAGGGGGCUACAAGGAGCUAAAGAGUGAGACUUUGAACCCCUCCAUUAAAACCCCGGUGGCAGACAGCGACCAGUCCCACUGCAGCUCCCCCCGGGCGGGGCCCAGCAGCGAGGGCGGCAGCGAGACGCAGGAACGGGGGCCGCGCCCCAAAGCCCGCCGCAAGCGCCGUCUGCCCAACCGAGAGCUGAGCCGAGAACUAAGCAAAGCACUGAACCAGGAAAUCCUGAAGACCGAGGACUGCCUGGCCAACGAGAACCGGCAGCCGCUCAAGCUGGAGCCCGAGACGGAGAACGAGGAGCCCAAGAGUCUGUUCCGCAACGGCAACGAGCUGGCCGACCAGAGGUCCCACCUCAAGACCAAAGAGAUGAACGGCGCCCCCUGGGAGCUGCGCCACUUCUACCCCAGCCAGAUCACUCCGCUGGGCUUCAACCGCAGCACCCCCACCACCCGGCCCGUGCCCCCGCGCUCCCCGCCCAAGUGCAUCCAAAUGGAGCGCCACGUCAUCCGGCCCCCCCCCAUCAGCCCGCCUCCGGACCGCCUCCCCCUGAGAGACGGCAAAGCGCACGUGGCGCAGCGGGAGCUCUGGAUGAAGAUAUUCCGCUACCUCUCGCACCAGGAGCUGUGCGUCUGCAUGAGAGUCUGCAAGACCUGGAACAGAUGGUGCUGCGACAAGAGACUUUGGACAAAGAUCGACCUGAACCGCUGCACCUCCAUCACCCCUCUCAUGCUGAGCGGGAUCAUCCGCAGGCAGCCCGUCUUCCUGGACCUCAGCUGGACCAACAUUUCCAAAAAACAACUAAGCUGGCUAAUUAAUAGAUUGCCAGGUCUGCGAGUGCUGAAGCUGUCCGGCUGCUCCUGGGCGGCCGUGUCUGCCCUCUGCACCUCCAGCUGCCCGCUGCUGCGCACCCUGGAUGUGCAGUGGGUGGAGGGGCUCAAAGACCCACAGAUGAGGGACCUCCUCUCUCCGCCCACUGACAACAGACCAGGUCAGCUGGAUAACCGCUGCAAGCUGCGUAACGUGGAGGACCUGCGGCUGGCGGGGCUGGACAUCACCGACGCGUCCCUGCGCCUCAUCAGUCGACAGAUGCCUCUGCUCUCCAGGCUGGACCUGAGCUACUGCAACCACAUCAACGACCAGUCCGUCAACUUCCUGACCGCCGCCGGCACCACCACCAGAGACUCCCUCACAGAGAUCAACCUCUCAGUUUGCAACCGCGUCACGGACCAUUCCCUAAACUUUUUUAAGCGCUGUGGCAGCAUCUGUCAAAUCGACCUGCGCUUCUGCAAGCAGGUGACCAAGAAGGCCUGCGAGAGGUUCAUCGCAGAGAUGUCUGUGAGUGUACCGUUCAAGCUGAGAGAGGACAAGCUGCUGCAGAAGACGAGCUAGUCCCUGACAGGACCGCACACUGACAGACUGUCUUUGCACUUAAUGGAACAACAGGUCCUGUGAUUAAGCAUCUGAGUCACUCUGCUGAUGAACUGAGGUGAGAGCUGGCCACGGUGGAGAGUUCACUGGACAGAUAAAGGGGAAGCAGCAUGCAUGCAAUUCUGUUGAGACUGUACUUUUUUUUUAUAUAUAUACAUAUAUAUAUAAAUAUGAAGAUGUGGUUGUAAUUAACUGUUGAGUUAUUUUUAAUUCUUUAAAAAAAUUAAAAAAUAGUAUUUUUGUACAAGUAUCAUUUCAUAAGUUUAGUGUCUCAGGAGCGGAAUAUCAGACUGCAGCAGGAGGAACAAAAAAAAAAAAAGAAAAUCUUCCCUUUGUUAUGCUGUCACAUGACUGUGUGCCAAAAUCUCCAUUGGACGCUGACGAAAAGAGAAAAGAAAAAAAAAAAAGCUUGUGAUGUAACCUGAGUGUCACAGAUGAUUUUAUUUGCUUAGAAUGUGUUUCAGCAAAGAGAAAACAAGAGUUCAUAUUCCUUUUACACCCCGAUGUUUUCCAUUUCUUUCUCAACUGUGGAGUGUUAUUGUUUGAUGGUAGUUUCAUCAAUAUUUUUUAAUUAAUUUAUUGAGUUUUUUUCCCCCUUUUCUAUUCCACUUUGUAUUUAUUCAUUUAUUCAGUAACUUUACAUUAGUGUCUUACAUAUAUGGGUCAAAUAAUGUGUGAAUAAUUUAUCAGGGUGGCUUGAGCCCUAGCAGGAGCCAGCCAGUGGGGUUCAACUCCCUGAAGCGAGUAGCAGUCGCAACCUACCUAAAGUCGACGUCCUGUGCCGCAGUCAGCCCCCACACACACACGUGGUUUUCUGUCAUGGCGGCUGGCGGGGCCUGUGCAGAUCAUCCAUACGUUGAGCAGACAUUAGGUGUUGUAUUUGGGUGUUGUGCUGUGACCUGAUCGCCUCAGGUGAAUGUGAUAAUGUUUAUAUUUGUAAAUCUCAAAAAAAUGAAAUGCUAAUAUGCAUUAAAAAGAUUUUCAUUUGUACCAUCAUGGAUCCCUGAAGGCGGGUUUGCUUGUCUUUUGUUCUUUUUGCCAGUAAUGUUUCCUCCCUUUAAGUCCAAGUCAUCAGAUACUAAAUUCAG
Menidia menidia (Atlantic silverside) is the source of this 3452-nucleotide messenger RNA. The record is from the annotation of a GenBank genome assembly. NCBI's taxonomy places the organism in Eukaryota, Metazoa, Chordata, Actinopteri, Atheriniformes, Atherinopsidae.